This is a messenger RNA of Triticum aestivum (bread wheat), 2556 nucleotides long. RefSeq names its product protein FAR1-RELATED SEQUENCE 3. The coding region runs from base 1314 to 2411 and encodes 365 amino acids. Lineage: Eukaryota; Viridiplantae; Streptophyta; Magnoliopsida; Poales; Poaceae. The transcript has 6 exons. Gene Ontology annotation, molecular function: zinc ion binding. The record is from RefSeq and is a predicted model, not a curated record.
AUUUCCGCCCAUGGGGGAGAUUUCAACGUUUGUUCAGAGGCAACCAGCGGCUAGACCAGGAAGGGUGACGAUUGGCAAAGCACCUGCACAGCGCGAGGCAAACCCAAACAGAAAGAGUGCUCUGGAGAUUUCGAUGAGAGCUUUCGUAACAAAGAAGAAUGGAAAUGUUGUUAACCCAGAGAUUGGUACUUCGUUCGAUUCUGUUGAUGAGGCCUAUGAGUUUUAUAACUUGUAUUCCUGGGAAGUUGGUUUUGGAAUAAGGUAUGCCAAGAGCAGACUUAAUGUCAACCUAUCAAAGUGCAUGCAGGAGAUUGUGUACGGGUGUGCGGAGAACAACAGGUCAACUAGGUGUGGGUGCAGUGCUAUGAUAAGGCUACUAAGGUCAGAUGACAAUGGAUGGUAUAUAUCUGAGCACAAAGCGGAACAUAAUCACACUCUGUCGAGAACAUGUGGGGAGAAGAUGCAUUGGAAGUCGCAUAGGCACAUUGGCCGUUACACACAAGAUUUGGUGAAGCAACUUAGGCAGAAUAAUGUGAGUCUCGGUAAGGUCUUCAGUAUUGUUGGUAGUUUCUUCGGCUCUGUUGAGAAUGUUCCUUUUACUAAGAGGUCGUUGAAAACACUAUGCCGUAAGAUAAACAAGGAGCAAUCGGAUUCAGAUGCAAGGAAAACGAUGGAAAUCCUUGCAGAAAUGAAGGCAAAUGACCCAGAAUUCAACUAUGCAAUACAAGUUGAUGAGGAAAGUAGGAUAAAAACACUUAUGUGAGUGAAUGGGCGGAGCAUAGACCAAUACAGAUGCUUUGGCGAUGCAAUAACAUUUGACACAACUUACAGAACAAACCUCUAUGACAUGCCCUUCGCUUUCUUUGUUGGCGUAAACAACCAUUUCCAGUGCAUAAUUUUCGGUGGUGCCAUGCAUAGAGAUAAGAAGGAGGAUACAUUUAAGUGGGUUUUCAGAGAAUUCAUACGUAUGGUUGGCGGCAAACAUCCCAAGACGAUAUUGACUGACCAGGCACACUCUAUGGAGUUGGCUAUCAAGGCGGAAUUGCCAAAUACAACUCAUAGAUGCUGUAAAUGGCAUGUACUCAAAAAAGCAAAGGAGUCAAUGGGUUCCCUGUGGGGGAAGAAGAGCAGUGAUUUCAAGAAUGACUCCCACAAGCUUGUCCAUCACAUGAUAACAGUGAAGGAGUUUGAGGAUGGAUGGGAUGCAAUGUUGGAGAAGUACUCAUUGAGGAAACAUCCGUACCUGACACAAAUAAAUGAAGUGCGACACAAGUGGGCAAAGCCGUAUUUGAUGGGGUUUUCUUUGCACCAAAAUGACAAGCACCCAGCGCAUCGAGAGUUCUAAUCACCUGCUGAAAGGAUAUGUGUCACCAGGAUGUCCAAUGCAUCUAUUCCUCUGGAAGUACGAGAAGCUCCAGUUCGACAGGGAAUCUGAGGAAAGCUUCCAGGAGAAGCGCACUACUCUGAGUGGUGUUCCUUUGAGGCUAAACAUACCAAUUGAGAGGCACGCAAGUAAAAUCUACACAAGAUCAAUGUUUGAACAAUUCAGUGAGGCACUGUACAAGUCUUUUGCACAUCAGGUUGAUGUUAUAGAACAUCGAAAGGUUUACAAGGUAACGCAUCUCGAUGCGGCAGCUCGGGAGAAAUGGAGCAAAAUUGUUUUUAUUGUCAAUGUGGAUGAUGAGGCGAGGUUCUUUGAUUGUGAGUGUGGCACGUUUGAGCAUUCUGGAAUGGUUUGUUGCCAUUCUCUGAAGGUGAUGAUUGAGUUUCGUUUGCCAAAAAUACCAGAUAAACACGUUGUUAAGAGAUGGACAAGGGAUGCUAGGGAUAUAUUGCUUGAUCACUUAGUGCGGUACCAGAAAGACAGAGGCCCACCAGCGUCCGACACUUUUAGGCACAGCCAAAUGUGGAUCAGGGCCCUGGAGUGUGUGCGCCUUAGCGACAUCAAUGUGAAGUGUUAUGAUGUGUUCAUGGCAAUGAUGAAGGAGGUAUAUGCCACGUUGCUGCCACUUAGCCAUGACAAGGAUGGCAUGGGGCUGGAAGAGAGAGAUGGUGUAGCUAAGAUGGCAAGUGGCACAGCUUGUUCCGAUACAGUUGAACAUGUGAAAGCUUUGGUUGAAGACUGUGGAGAUCAAUCAUAUUGUUCCGGCAUUGCAGCUGCUAAUUGCAAGCGGGCAUCAGGAAGACCUACUACAAGCAGAGAUAAAGCGCCUUGUGAAGAGAAAAUGAAGAGGUCUCGAUUCUGCAAGAUUUGCCGUAAGGAGGGACAGAAAUGCACCACUUGCCCUGAUCGCAGCGACAUUCCAAAGGCUCCAAGGAAGGAGCCAAAGUUUACCAAAUGUGGAGUAAUCGGACACCGUAGGAAUGUAUGCGGCAAACCUACUGAUCCAUUCGAGCCAAACUUCCUCUAGGAGAAAAAUAUCAUAGUGAUUGGCUUGAUGCCCAAGGACUUUGUAACCCAGAAAAUUAUAUUGCUUCUAUGCGUUGAUAAUGGACCAGUCGGUCCAUUCAUGUAUCCAUAACAUUUGAUCCUACUUUUUCAAUGCCGAGAAAUCU